AUGCCGCUACAGCGUGCGUCUGACCGACCGAGCCGACCGGUGCUUCGCCGCCCAAAUGGACGCCCUCAGGCUUGCGAGCCAUGCCGAAAGCGCAAGGUGGCUUGCGACAACCAUCAGCCCAUUUGUCGUAGGUGCCAGAAGGCCGCCCGAAGUAUCCAUUGCGAGUACAUCGUCGACUCGCGCAUGUCAAUCCGGACCCCGUUCUCACCUGGCCAACCCAUAUCUGCAUUACCCACCUCAACCUCCAGCGUCUCGUCCCCAGGACACCAAAUCCAGGAACCUUCCACUAGUAAUGUUGGUAAUAUCAGGCCCACUGUGGACUCUCUCCCAAGGUACCCCUUCAUCGAGACUGGAUAUCUGGGCCCGACAAGCUUCUGCGACAUCUACGAGCAAGCCCAAGAAAACCUCUCUAUCCUUCGCGGCAGGUCUAGCGGGAAUAGUAGCAACGCCGGGCAGGUCGACACGGCCCCUUCUGUGAAGCUGCCAGAGCUAUCCCCUCGGACCCUGGAAAGAUGUCUGGCCGUUCUCAGAAAAGUCCCACGCCGGGACGAAGGCGAGAGACUGUGCAACGCCUACUCCAACCCCAACGAGAUAUGGCUUGGUCUCGUUGGCCAUCGAGUGCGGGACUCCUUCUACGAUACCUUUGGCCAGGAUCUAGGCGAUGACCGGACAGAUGCCGGUCUUGGCGAAAUCGCAAAGCGGCUCUGCUACAACACUUCACGACCUUUGCGAGAGGAUGAGAAAGACCCGGAGCAAUGGGUGCGUCAGUUUUCUGGACCCAACCUCAGAUGGGAGACGAUGGGCAUCAUUUUCUUUUACUGGGCCAACUGUACCUACCAGUCAACCCCGCUCUACGCCGAGCUACUGAGGAACCCCCAGCAUAAAUCCGAUGUGACAGACUAUCUCGAGGCCAUUGACUUUUGCAUCGAAAUCUCCAAGAGUCUAACCAACGGAAACUCGUUGCUGGUUUUCUUGCUUCUCCGGCGGGGGCUCCUUGAAUCCAUGAAAUCCGGAGAUACCAGUCCGCUGAUGUGGAAAUUGCACGGCGAUACGGUUUCCCUCCUCACGUUUCUGGGCCUACACGCAUGUGCGCCCGACGGUCCCAAAUAUGUGCCGACGAUAUGCUCCGAGUGGAAGCGAAGAGUCUGCGCUUUUGUCUUCAUCGUCGACAAACUACUCGCCUCUUUCACCGGCAGGCCGCCGGCCCUCAGUCGCCGGUACAUGCUGACUCCUCUGCCGCUGGACCUUGAUAACGAUGUGUUUCUGGGAGACAAGGUAUCUCUUUCCCAGGCUAUGCAACAGCUGAAUGCCACCGGCUGGAACAAAAACGGCGUCAUGACCUCCUCGACCAUCUAUCGUGCUCGGACCGCAAUUGCUUUUUUGAAAGACGAGUUACUCGAGAUUGCCAUGGGUCACGGGCUUGAAAGAACAGUCGAGACCCUCUUGGAUAUUCUGCGACGAGAGUCUGAUAUGAUGGCAGCCCUUCCCGCUGGUCUCCACUACAAGCACGGGGAUAUGCUCGAUCCAUGCCUUGGCCCGACUAUAGUUUACAGCCGCUUCCUGGUCCAUCUCGAACAUCUGCACAACCUUUUCUUCAUCCACAGGCUCCUAAUCCAGAGGGGCUACGAUAGCCAGGCUGAUUUGGUGGCCGUGAGCUUCGAGAUGUUGUCCGUUACACUACUUUCCUGGACGCAUCUCGACCGGUUGCCCCGGAUAGCGAUAGAUAUGGAGUGGCUUGUAAUGGCAUAUGCCGCUCCUUCGGGAGGCAUCCUUUGCCAGGAGCUGCUCAAGCAAACCGCAGCCCCCGACGUGGUGCCAACCAGCGGGAAGCCGGGCCCGACGCGCUUCGCCAUCAUCGAGAAGCUGUUCCUCUUGAUAGGCUUUCUCGACUGGGUCUCGCCGAAUGCACCGAAUAGUGACCUCUGCAGGUCAUGUAAGCGGGUCAUCCGUCUGGUCUUGGAGAAGGUGACGCAGGAAACCCCUCCGGCUAGCGGAGCUCCACAGGCUGUGCCCGUUUUCGAACCGUGGAAAUGGGACCUGGGAGAUACAUCGCUGGACUUUGAAUUCGAUCUUCUAGACACCUUUGAAUGGUUGCGGCCGGAACUGCCGUCAAUACAGGGUCAUGUGGACCAGAGCCUGCCUGAUUGA
Molecule: messenger RNA, 2148 nt
Organism: Ilyonectria robusta
Lineage: Eukaryota; Fungi; Ascomycota; Sordariomycetes; Hypocreales; Nectriaceae
Exons: 4
Coding region: 1-2148 (715 amino acids)
Biological process (GO): regulation of DNA-templated transcription; DNA-templated transcription
Cellular component (GO): nucleus
Molecular function (GO): zinc ion binding; DNA-binding transcription factor activity, RNA polymerase II-specific; DNA binding
Source: RefSeq, a predicted model, not a curated record